Molecule: messenger RNA, 5341 nt
Organism: Lampris incognitus (smalleye Pacific opah)
Lineage: Eukaryota; Metazoa; Chordata; Actinopteri; Lampriformes; Lampridae
Gene: c5
Product: complement component 5
Exons: 42
Coding region: 10-5061 (1683 amino acids)
Cellular component (GO): extracellular region
Molecular function (GO): protein binding; endopeptidase inhibitor activity
Source: RefSeq, a predicted model, not a curated record
UGUGUGAAGAUGAGGCUGUGUGUGCUUCUGCUCUGCUGGUCUGCUGUGAGCUGGAGGACCGCUGCACAAUCCAGAACCUAUCUGCUGACGGCUCCCCGGAUACUGCAGCUGGAUGCGGAGCAUCCGGUGCUGGUCCAGCUGUUUGGAUACACAGAGGACGUGAAGGUGUUUAUCUACAUGAAAAGCUCCAUGGCACCGGACCACCUCCUGCUCUCCAGUGCCGUCCUUACUCUCAGGAGCCAGAACCAACACCAGGGCACCGCCAACCUCCGGAUCUUCCCAGGCCAGCUGCCGAAGGGAACAAACCACGUGAUCCUCCACGUCCAAUCAGAUGAGAUCAACCAGCACCAGAAAGUUGCUGUCAGUCGGACAAAUGGCUUCCUGUUCAUCCAGACUGACAAGCCGCUCUACACCCCCCACCAGGCCGUCAAAGUCAGAGUGUAUUCUCUGAACGAAGAGUUGAGACCAGCAGGCCGCGACGUUUUCCUAACCUUCCGGGACCCGGACCACGAGACUGUGGACAUUAUAGAGAUGUUUGACGCAAACAACGGAAUCCCCACCAUGCGGAACUCCUUUAAGAUCCCGGUCAGCCCGAAGCUGGGGAUCUGGUCUGUUGAAGCGUCCUAUGUGAAGAACUUUACCACCACCGCCAGAGCUGAAUUUGAAGUUAAAGAAUAUGUCCUCCCUAGUAUUUCCCUCUCCAUUGAACCAGAGAGAAAUUACAUCAGCCACGGAAACUUCUGGCAUUUCAAUCUCAAAAUCUCUGCCAGGUAUUUCCAUGGUGCUCCAGUUGCCAAUGCAGAGGUGUUUGUGCGUUACGGUUACAUUACUGGGAAAAGUGCUCCAGUCAUCAUCCCAAACUCCGUCACCAGAAAACGGUUGUCAAGUUCAGGGGAGCGGGAGUUGCAGGUGAACAUGGAGGAGACACUGGCAACUCACAGUGGACCCAACACCCUCGACAGCCUGAAGGGAAAAUAUCUGUAUGUAGCAGUACUGCUGCAGGAAGACACAGGUGGUAUCUCCCAGGAGGCGGAGCUAAAGACAGUUAAGUUUGUCCAGUCACCUUACAGCCUGAGCCUGGUGUCCACACCCCCUUUCAUCAAGCCUGGACUUCCUUAUAUCAUCCAGGUGGUGGUGAAGGACUACUUGGGGGUGCCAGUGAGCAGGGUUCAUGUGCAGCUGGUGGAGAGAUAUUCCCUCAGCCAUGGAGGAGAGCAAAUGGACCUGCCCUGCCCCAAUGAAGCAGAAAGCCAAUCGGAUGGCCUGGCUGUCUUCAUCUGCAACGUGCCACCAGGCAACCACAAGGCCGUACUCAAGUUUGAGACGUCGGACCCGGACCUCCCACCGGCCAGCCAGGCCAGCCUCACCCUGGAGCCGGUGGCUUAUCACUCCCCCAACCAGCGCUACCUCUACAUCGACCCCCCCUUGGCUCGCGGCGGCUUAAAGGCAGGAUAUCGUGCCAACAUCAAGGUGUACUCAGCCACGCCCACCUACCUGCCUGUCAAAACUCUCAACUUCCUGGUGCUGUCUAAAGGGAAGCUGGUGCAGUACGGCAGUCAUGCUCUGCAUGGCGGCAGUGAGCAGAUGGUGAGUUUUGACGUGACUCCAGCCAUGGUGCCCUCUAUCCGCCUGCUGGUGUACUACAUCCUGUACGGCGAGGGCGCCUCCGAGCUCGUGGCCGACUCCGUGUGGAUCGACGUCAGCGACAAGUGUGUUAACGGACUGCAGACUGAGCUGUCAUACAAUAGCUUAGACCACAAGCCGAAGGACGACCUUGAACUGAACAUCAGAACCAAUCAAAAGGGACUUGUGGGCCUGUCUGCUACUGACACCGCCCUCUUCUCCCUACGCCCCUCCUACACCAACCCCCUGAUGAAGGUUCUGCGUCACAUUGAGCAGAGUGACCAUGGAUGUGGAGGUGGGGGGGGCAAAGACAGCGCGGAUGUCUUCCGGUUGGCCGGUCUCAUGUUCAUCACCAACGCCAACGCCCACUCUUCAGACACUGAUGACGUGUGUACAGCUGCAGUUCGUGCAAAGCGAGCUGUGCCAGAGGAACAGAAGAGAAGAAAAAUUAACAGUUUUGAGCCUCGACUCCACGACUGUUGUAAGAGGGGCUUUGCAUUUAUUCCUACCGGUGUCACCUGUGCCACGCAUGCCGAAUCGAAAUAUGGCAAAUAUCCACGCUGCCGAGAGACCUUCAGGGAUUGCUGUGAAUUCUACCAGAAGAGUCUGGACUUGGGCUUGAUCCUGGCACGCAUGGCGAUGGGUGCUAACUUUGACCUGGAGCCCUCACUUGUGCGGAGUGUCUUUCCGGAGAGCUGGCUGUGGGAAGUUCAACCAGCCGGACCAGGGCAGAUGUCUGUCAGUAGGACUCUACCAGACUCGAUCACCACGUGGGAGUUCCAGGCUGUGGGCAUGUUUGAGAAUGGUAUUUGUGUAGCAGAGCCACUGCGUGUGUCGGUCAGCCUGCCUGUCAGUAUAGAUGUGCCACUGCCGUAUCAGAUGGUCCGAGGAGAACAACUGCAGCUCCAUGGAUCAGUUUACAACCAGCAGCUGGACAGCAUGAGGUACUGUGUGACUUUGACUGUGGGUCCAGCCAUCUGCCUCCUCCAGUCUUCCAGCAGGGACGACAGCCAGCGCUCCACCCCCUGCAACUGGAGCCUCCUGGCAGGAGGAGCUGUGCGAAAACUUUCCUUCACCCUCCUGCCACUGGAGGAAGGGGAACACACGCUGACCUUCACCCUGCACAGCCCGCAAGGGAAACGGGACAUCCUGCAGAAAACUCUACGAGUGGUGCCUGAAGGUAUAAGGGAGGAGAUCUUCUCUGGAGGACGACUGGACCCUAAGGGCCUCUAUGGUUCAUCAAAACUGGUUGUGGAGCUGAAAAACAGGGUUCCCCCCAACCUGGUCCCCAGAACCUCUGUGGAGAGAGUGCUCACCAUCAACGGAGAAGUCCUGGGGGAGUUCCUGUCUGUGGCCGAUAACCCCGAUGGCCUGCGCCAGCUCAUCAAUCUGCCUGCCGGCUCUGCAGAGGCAGAGUUAACCGGACUCAUCCCCGUCUUUUAUGUGUACCAAUACCUGGAGACCACAAGGCGCUGGAGCAUUCUGGGAAAAGAUGUCCAGAAGAGUGCUGAAAAACUACGCAGGAGGCUGAAGGAAGGUCUGCCCAAUAUCAGUUCCUUCAGAAGUAAAACAGAAUCCAGCUACAGUAUGUGGAAGAAGAGGGAGCCCAGCACCUGGCUGACAGCUCUCGUAGUGAAGACCUUGUCUCAGGUGGACAGUGUGGUUCCGGUGAAUCAUCAGUCUCUGUUUGAGUCGGUGAACUGGCUGAUCACAACCGCCCAGGACAAAGAUGGCUCCUUCAGAGAACUGUCCUCCUUCAAACCCAACAGAAUCAUGGCAGCAGGUGCAAAUGCAAUUGACAAAUCAGUGUACCUGACUUCCUUUGUGCUGAUUGGCUUAUGGAGAGCUAUGCAGAUCAAUGACCCCAUCCUCCGACUCAAGUACCAGGACGAUAGUAUGAAUAAGGCAGUAAACUACAUAUCCCAGCAUGCUUCGGAGGUGCAGAGUGUGUAUGUGCGGGCAAUAGCGACCUACGCCCUGACGCUCCAUGAUCUAAACAGCUUCACUGCCUCCGAGCUCCUCGACAGCCUGGAGACACUCGCCCAUGAGAAAGGACUUCCUGCCGUUCAGAGGUAUUGGCAGGAGGAGGGACUGUCGUCUGAUUGGCAGAAACCGGACCAAUCCAGCAGCCUGACAGUAGAAACCACAGCAUACGUCCUGCUGACCCUCCUGCUCAAAGGGAGAAUCCAUUACGCCAACGCUGUCCUUACAUGGCUGACACAGGACCAACACUAUGGAGGGGGGUUUUACGCUAUGCAGGACACAGUCUUGACUCUGGAAGCAGUAACGGAGUACAGUAAAAAAGUUCCGCAGGCGGUUUUGGACCUGCACAUAAAUAUCCAUUACACCGGGAAGGGUUCACUGGCCCAAGUCCAGCUCAGCCAGGACAAGCCAGUGGCAACGCCAAUAGAGGUGACAAAGGAUGAUGACAUCAGAGUGUCUACGGGAUAUGGGGACGGGGUGUCACAUGUCAAGCUGAAGACGGUCUACUACCAAACUGCCGCCUCCAGAGAGAACUGUAACUUUGACCUUACCAUAGAGGUUGUCGGUCCCGACGCACCCAACAAUCCCAGUAGGAGGUAUCCUAAUCUGGUGGCCUGUGCCAAGUUUAAGCCUCCUCCUAACGAGGUAGUGACACAAUCCACCCUCACUGUGAUGAAGAUUGAACUCCCAACAGGACUGACUGCUCAUGUAGAUGACCUGAAACAGUUCAGAGACGAUGAAGAACCUCUCAUCUCUGAGUAUGAGCUCAAAGGAAAUACUGUGAUCAUUACGAUGGACUCUGUUCCGUCUGAGAACUUCCUGUGUGUUGGAUUUCGUAUCCAGGAGGAGUUCAAGGUGGGAGCCUCCUCAGACUCACUGUUCAGAGUCUACGAGCCUCAGGACAGAGGAAGUAUGUGCACGAAGCAGUACUCCUACCAGGAACAGAAGCUCCAGCGCCUCUGUGUGGCUGAACAUUGUCAGUGCAUGACAGUGGCCUGUGCAACAUACAGACACAACACAGGCAUGAGCGUCACGUCCGACACACGCACCCAAGAGGCCUGCCGGCCCAACAUUAAAUAUGUCUACAAGGUGGAGAUCAAGUCUUCAUCAGCUGAAGGAGACUUUGUGACCUACAGAGCCAAUGUUGUGGAAAUCCUGAAGAAACCAGACAAAGAGUUGGAGGGGUUGACUCCAAGGUCGGAGGUGGAGUUGGUGAAAAAGGCGACCUGCAACUCAGUGAACCUGCAGGUCCAGGACCAGUACCUGCUGAUGGGAGCCAGUGGAACCCAGUUCACCCUGGGCACCAGAACCACAUUCCGGUUUCCUCUAGACUCUGAGGUGCUGGUGGAGCCGUGGCCCAAACACUGCACUGACCCGGUCUGUUCAGAAGCUCUGCAUCAGCUGGACGUCUUUGCUGAGGACCUGCUCUUUGGCGGCUGUACCCAGGCAGCCUGAGACCCAGACCCACCACACACAACAGAACCAAGAACAGGAUGAAGUCUACACAGGGCAACGUGUGUCUCUGUAACCAUGAUAUGAAUGACUAGUACCAACUGUAAGAUGAACCUAAAGCAGUAAGUUGCAAGCUAAAAGAAACAGAAAGAGGACAAUAAACUGUCAAUACAAACUGGGAUGAUGCUGGAGAACAUCUGGAGAACACCCGGAGAACAUCUACACGUCAGAGAAUUUAUCAAUAUUGUUGUGUUUAAAUCAAAUAAAAUACAAAGGUGUGUGA